AUCCAGUUCAGCAGCUGAAAUGUUUCAAGCAGAUAGCUUGUUUGAAGAUAACACUGGGGUCUCCUAUUUUGGAAGCUGAAGGUAUCUUUUUCAAUUAAGAUCUGUCAGGGUUUUGUAAACAGCAGCAAUGAGAUUGGAGAGCCCUGCAAGUCACAAGGCAGAUCCAGUCCCACAUCUCUUGGUAACUACAAGAAGUCAAUGACUUGCUGGCCCUCAUUAUGAUGAUUAGUCUGGUUUUCUCUGUGACUCUGGUCUUCCUGAUACUGCUAGGGUCUGGAAAUCCUCAGCAUCUUGCAGACGAGUCUUGUUCUGUGCAGAUACUUGUACCCGGACUGAAAGGGGAUGCUGGUGAAAAAGGAGAGAAAGGUGCUCCAGGAAGACCUGGCAGAGUUGGUCCACCAGGAGAGAAAGGAGAAAUGGGUGAAAAAGGAAUGAAGGGAAGUAUGGGUCGUCAUGGGAAGAUUGGACCUAUUGGCUCAAAAGGUGAAAAGGGUGAUAUCGGGAACAUGGGACCACCUGGGCCAAACGGAGAUCCAGGCAUCCCUUGCGAAUGUGGCCAACUCAGAAAAGCUGUUGGAGAGAUGGACAUUCAAGUGGCAAGCCUAACAACAGAAUUAAAAUUUAUAAAAAAUGCACUGCCCUCCCCCGCAGUUGUUGCCGGAGUGCGUGAGACGGAUAAUAAGAUCUACCUACUGGUGAAGGAAGAAAAGAAGUACAUUGAUGCCCAGGCUUACUGCCAAGGUAGAGGCGGAACUCUCAGCAUGCCUAAAGAUGAGACAACAAAUAAUCUGAUUGCAUCAUACAUCAACCAAGCAAGCCUCACAAGAGUUUUCAUUGGGAUCAAUGACUUGGAAAAAGAAAGCCAUUUUGUGUAUUCUGAUCGCUCCCCACUGCAGACCUUCAACAAAUGGCGCCAAGGAGAACCUAAUAAUGCUUAUGAAGAGGAGGACUGUGUUGAGAUGGUUGCCUCGGGAGGAUGGAAUGAUGUGUCGUGCCUCAUUACUAUGUAUUUUAUUUGUGAGUUUGACAAAGAAAAUUUGUAAGUUUGUUUCCUUUAAAAAAAUUUACAAUUUAAAAAAAAAUUACAUUUAUCAAUAGCGCAUAAAAACACCCUUUUGUGUUAAGUUAACUUUUUCUACUUGAUGUUUCAUUUAUAGCAGUUUAUCAGAUUUGAAAAGAACAGUCAUGGCUAAAAUUGUGUCAUUGGUACAAAUCGUGCUUUACUUCACAUUGCAGGAUUUUUGGUUUUGGUCAGUAUUUCGUUUCAUUUAAUGCUUUCUCUGAUGCUAAUUAUUGAGUAAAUCAACCAUAUUUCAGGAGAGAAUUUGUCCAGUGCAAUCUCAUAAACACACUCCUUCUUCAAUCCCCAUUAUGGCUGGGUUU
Pelobates fuscus (common spadefoot toad) is the source of this 1383-nucleotide messenger RNA. It is a transcript of the gene COLEC11, whose product is annotated as collectin subfamily member 11. NCBI's taxonomy places the organism in Eukaryota, Metazoa, Chordata, Amphibia, Anura, Pelobatidae. Bases 219 to 1043 code for a protein of 274 amino acids. The transcript has 7 exons. The record is from RefSeq and is a predicted model, not a curated record.